Molecule: messenger RNA, 1322 nt
Organism: Stylophora pistillata
Lineage: Eukaryota; Metazoa; Cnidaria; Anthozoa; Scleractinia; Pocilloporidae
Source: RefSeq, a predicted model, not a curated record
GCCAUGCGUUUCUUAUCUAAGUUUCUCGCACUUAUGUUCAUAUUCCUACAAUCAGGAAGAAGUGAAAUAAUUAAGAGGUCGGUGUUUUUUAACACAAAUGAGAAUGUCAGACUUGAUUCAAGCGAGAUAAUCAGCCGCCAAACAAGCCGAGGUGCACUAUCUUGUUCGCAAAAAUGUUUAUCAGAGCCGCUUUGCUCUGUAUUCAAUUACGGCUCUACUUCAGCGAGUCAGGGAAUCUGUGAAUUAUAUAAAACAUCCAGCGAUGGUAUGAAACUAAUCCACGAAUCAGGAUGGCUGUGCGGACAUCUUCACGGACCCAGGAAAAUGUUCAAAGCUCCUACCGAAUGUAAAACUUGGCGAACCAAAGAUGGAGGUUGCUGUGUAUUUCCAUUCCUUUACCACGGUAAAAAUCGGGACUCGUGCGUAAUUGACAAGAGGUUCGGACUGUGGUGCUCCACCACCAGUAAUUAUGAUGUUGACAAGAGGCGUAGUGUGUGCGAGGAUUUCAAAUUUACAUUCACAACCCUUGGUGCAGUGGGUCGCACGGGGCCUACAGAUUCAUCCGGGUAUAAAGGAAAAACAUUACAAGGGCAGGUUAAGAUUGAAAACGGCAUCCAAUUAUGGACUGUACCGUUAAGUGGAUCUUACUUCAUAGAGGCCUGGGGAGCAUCUGGAGCUGACGGCCGCGAAUCAGCUGACGUGUCAGCAGCCACAAGAGCAGGAGGGAAAGGCGCUUAUGUAAAAGGAACUUUCAAUCUCACUCUUGGAAAAGAACUCAAAAUUCUUGUUGGACAAACUGGUAGCAGAGGAAAAUUUGGUAGACCGUUACCGGGAGGGGGAGGAGGGGGAACAUUUAUCACUUCUUCAGCAGACGCUCCCUUGAUUAUUGCUGGUGGAGGGGGAGGGGGUGUUGCGCAGCCAGGAAAUUUCCAUAAAGGAGAUCCAGGCCAGACCUCACAAAAUGGAUCACGGGCCGGGGGUUCAAACGGAUCUGGCGGAAACCUAUACGAGCAGGGCUCGCCGUCAGCCUCGUUUGAAUGCGGGGCGGGUGGCCAUGGAGGAUUUGGGGGAGGUGGAGCAGCAUUUCUGUAUCCCGGGGCAGGGGGUGGGUACUCGGGCGGGGGCGUUGUGAAAAAUAAGGAAGAAACCAACGCUGGCGGCGGAGGGUCUUUUAACUCCGGAGCUAAAUCGGAAAAGGAAGAAGGGUUGGUAGAAGGAGAUGGUAAGGUCAUCAUUACACUUCUGGAGGCUGAUAAGGAAUUUGUUUAGGAGCAUUACAAUGCUACCGUACAAAGAGAAACAUCGAAAGCUUCAACUAAAAA